This is a messenger RNA of Oncorhynchus tshawytscha (Chinook salmon), 2726 nucleotides long. RefSeq names its product transcription elongation factor A (SII), 3. The coding region runs from base 260 to 2650 and encodes 796 amino acids. Gene Ontology annotation, cellular component: nucleus. Lineage: Eukaryota; Metazoa; Chordata; Actinopteri; Salmoniformes; Salmonidae. The transcript has 22 exons. The record is from RefSeq and is a predicted model, not a curated record. Gene Ontology annotation, molecular function: nucleic acid binding; zinc ion binding. Gene Ontology annotation, biological process: DNA-templated transcription; transcription elongation by RNA polymerase II.
GAUAUUAGUGUCAAACCCAUAGCAACGUCUAUAUUUAGCUGUUGCCAUGUGUCUCAUGGGCAUUUUGACCUGUUGGUCAGACGAUCCGACAACUGUCCUUCUGCCUGUAACUUGAGGACACGCCCCUUCGCCGAAUGGCAUGGAUCGCGCCAUAACGUAAAGUUCUAUCUACGUAGGAUGAACAUUUACAUUUCGUAUUUUUUAUUAUACAGCAUUUUACAUACUAUAUAUUAUUGUACGUUUAAUCCAUGCAUAAACUAUGACGCGAGAAGAGGAGUUAAUUCGGAUUGCAAAAAAGCUGGACAAGAUGGUGUCUAGAAAUAACACGGAGGGUGCCCUGGACCUGCUGAAUGAACUGAAGAGCUUCAACAUGACACUGAAACUUCUGCAGGAAACGAGAAUCGGCAUGUCUGUGAAUGGAAUCAGGAAGCACUGCACAGACGACGAGGUAGUUUCCCUGGCCAAGAUCCUCAUCAAGGACUGGAAGAGACUGCUGGAUGCUGCACGUACUCAGAGUACUGAGAGGCCCAAUAAGAUGAAGAAUGGGGUUGACUCCAACAAAUCCACAGGGUCCCCAGUCAGGUCCCCCUUAGAGAAAGACACCAGUCACAAGAGGCUGGAUGUUUCUGAUUCAGAACCUGAAUCUGAAAAGAAAGAAUACUCUGACAAACGGCUAAAAGAGAAGUACAAUGUUGAACACAAAAAAGACGAGAGAGCUGUUGACCUUAAAAAGGAGCGAUAUACAGAGGCAUUCAAAAACAAACGGCAUGCAGAACAAUCCAAAAACGGAAAACAUACAGAAGAUGCCAGAAAAGAAAGACAUGUAGAACACUUAGAAGAACCCAAAAAGGAGAGACACUUCGAAAAAUCCAGAAAAGAAAGACAUGUACCUAUACAUGACACAAAAAAUGAAAGACAUGUGCAAGAACCCAAGAAAGAAAGUAACCUCGAAGAACCCAAAAACGAGAGCCACACAGAUGAACUGAGAAAGGAAAGACACACAGAUGAACGCAGAAAGGAGAUACCAAUGUACGAACCCCCACAAGAGAGACCUGUUGAAAACCACAGACAAGGGUUUGAGAGGAGAAGCGUCUUGGAUGAUCUUUACCCCUCUUGUUACUCUCCUCCUCGCCCCCCCCGACCACCCCGUCUUCCUCCCCCUGUCAGACGUAUGUCUGGGGAGGUGAAUAAAGGGGUGAAAAAAGAGGUGAAGAAGGAGAGAGAGAGGAGAGAUUCUUCAGACACUCUGUCUCCUUCUCAUCCUCGUCCCACCCCUCCAUCCAGACGUCCCUCAGUGAAGGUGAAGAAAGAGAGGAAAAAAGCUCCUCCUGACCCUAAUUCCCCGCUUCCUCCUCUUCAUCCUCAUCCUUCUAUGCCCACUGCAGCAGAGGUCAAGAAGGAGAGCAACCUGCAAGCAGUGAUGAAAAAAAAAGAGCCUCCGCGGAUUUCUGUGGUUAGAAAAGAGCCUCCGGACCCCAAUGCUCCAUUUGCUCCUCUUCCUCUCCAUCUCCAUCCUCCCCCUCACGUGAAGCGCCCAUCAGUGGAAGUCAAAAAGGAGAGAGAAGAGUCGUCAGAUUACAAACCCGUUUCUCUGAAGGUGACGUCAUCUGACCAUGUGAAAAAGGAUAGAAAAGACUCCGAUAGCAAAGUGCCCAAAAAAACAUCUGUUGAUGCCAAGAAAGAAAGAAAGGAUUUGUCAGAUUCCAAACCAAAACCUGCUAAAAGGCAGAGUCUGGACUCGUCAGAUUCCAAUCCAAAACGUUCUAAAAGGCAGAGUCUGGACUCCUCAGAUUCCAAUCCAAAACGUUCUAAAAGGCCAAGUCUGGAUGGCAAGAAAGACAGAAAGGACUCCACUGACUCCAAGCCCAGCCAUUCUGUGAAACGUCAUUCGACUGAUUCCAAAUCAGACAGGAGGGACUCUGUGGAUUCCAAGACUAGCAACUCACCCUCAGCUAAGAAGCUCUCUAGCGAGACGAAAGAAUUUCAUAGCGCCAAGUCCUCUCACCCUGGUCCUUUGCAGAGAAAGUCCUCAACGGACAGUAUUGAACGGAGAGGGAAACCAGAGAUGCCAAAGAUUCCCACCACCCCCACCAGUCCCAUGUCCCCCUCCUUCAGCUCAGCAGGGGUUCCCCUGUCCCCUUGCCUUGCCACUGGAGAAACCAUCAGGGACAAGUGCAUCGAGAUGCUGGCUGCUGCUCUACGUACAGAUGACAACUUCAAAGAAUUUGGGACAAACUGUGACUCCAUGGCAGCAGAGAUUGAAGAUCAUAUUUACACGGAGAUGGGAUCCACAGAUAUGAAGUAUAAAAACAGGGUGCGGAGCCGCAUCAGCAACCUGAAGGACCCCAAAAACCCUGGACUGCGGAGGAACGUCCUGGCUGGAGGCAUCGAGCUGAGACGCUUCGCCAUCAUGUCUGCUGAGGAGAUGGCUAGUGAUGAGCUGAAGCAGCUGAGGAACAAUCUGACUAAGGAGGCCAUUAGGGAACACCAACUGUCCAAAACCAGCGGUACCAUUUCUGACCUGUUUCAGUGCAGCAAGUGCGGCAAAAAGAACUGCACCUACAACCAGAUGCAGACCCGCAGCGCUGAUGAGCCUAUGACUACUUUUGUUUUGUGUAACGAGUGCGGGAACCGCUGGAAGUUCUGCUGAUGUGGCCCAGCUCCAAUGACGAUGUUGCAGACCACAUUUUUCUAUGAGGGGUUAUAAUGUUUAGCAAUGAGUAAUU